Messenger RNA from Prunus dulcis (almond), 405 nucleotides. Its product is annotated as PR5-like receptor kinase. The coding region runs from base 1 to 405 and encodes 134 amino acids. Gene Ontology annotation, molecular function: protein kinase activity. The record is from RefSeq and is a predicted model, not a curated record. NCBI's taxonomy places the organism in Eukaryota, Viridiplantae, Streptophyta, Magnoliopsida, Rosales, Rosaceae. The transcript has a single exon.
AUGGCUGGUAGAAGGAAAAACCUGAAUGUAGGUAUAGCACAAUCAAGCCAAUUUAGCCAAAUCUACUUUCCGACAUGGGUUUCUGAUCAAUUGAAGGCAGGAAAGGACAUAGAAAUAGGAGAUGAUGCAACAGAUGAGGAAAAGAAGAUCAUAAAGAAGAUGAUGAUGGUGGCUUUAUGGUGCAUACAAAUGAAGCCUAUUGAACGCCCUUCAAUGAAUAAAGUAGUGGAGAUGCUUGAAGGAGAAAUUGAGAGCCUCCAAAUGCCUCCAAGGCCUUUCUUAUACCCACAACAAAUUCCUGCAGAUUAUGUUGAUCUGGACAAUCGAAGUCCCUGUACAUCAAGUGCUUCAGAAUCUGAAGAGAUUACUUUGAUUGCCGAUGCAAAUGAAGUGAAUCAAUAUUAG